Molecule: messenger RNA, 4512 nt
Organism: Lucilia sericata (common green bottle fly)
Lineage: Eukaryota; Metazoa; Arthropoda; Insecta; Diptera; Calliphoridae
Exons: 2
Biological process (GO): DNA integration
Molecular function (GO): nucleic acid binding
Source: RefSeq, a predicted model, not a curated record
AUGUCAACGAAUCAACCUGAAAAAUCUGCCGACAUCGAGGAAGCAGAACAUUCGCAGAACUUAUUGCCCUUUAAAACAAAAGCUACUGCAAUGAUAAAGCAGCUAGAGAAUUUGAACCAAACUUUAACCCCAUCUCAGCUAAAGGAGUAUGAUGACGCGGAGCUGUCCGUUCGCUUGAGCUACAUCGAGGAGGUUAAUAAAAGCUAUGAAAUGGCACAAAGUAUCAUCGAAGAAAAUGAAAUCAGCGAGUUGGAUGGUACUGAUCGCAUGUGUUUCGUCUCGUUGUACCUUGAUGUUAAAUCUAAGUUAACUCGCCAACUCAAUGCCACUCGUAAGUUUGAUUCAAACCCGCGUAGUUCAACAUUGCGCCAAUUUUCGCUCGAUGAGUCGCCAUAUUCUCAAACAUCGCUUCGUAAAACAAAAGUUCCCGAAAUUCAAUUACCAAAAUUCGUUGGUGCUUAUUCGGAAUGGCCAAAUUUCUUUUCGUUAUUCAAGACCGUUAUACAUAACAACAAUGAUUUAAGCAAACUAGAAAAAUUCCACUAUUUACGUGCAAGUUUAGGCGAAGCUGCCCUCGACACUAUAGUUUCAUUGGAACUCAACGAUGCAAAUUAUGAGGAAGCUUUGUUAUUGUUAAAAAAUCGUUUUGACAAUAAGCUAUUAAAUUUCCAAACUCACAUCAAAGAGAUAUUUUCCUUAAAUUGUGUUGAAAACGGUUCAGCUGUUAGCUUACGUCGUUUGAGUGAUAAAUUAAAUGCACAUUUACGUGCUAUGCAAACGAUCGGUAAUCAACAACAAAUUGCCGACGGGCUUUUAAUUUAUUUAGUGUCAACAAAAUUGGACACGAAGACUCGAAUGAAAUGGGAGGAGAACUUGUCAAUUAAUGAGUUACCAACCUGGAACUCAAUGUCAACAUUUUUAGAACGCAGGUGUCGUAUGGUUGAGAAUUUAGAAAACUCAGCUUUAAGUAAGUCCUCAAACCCACCUGGCUCCAAAAAACUUCAUCAACAAUAUCGUCAUGUUCAUGUCUCUACCGCCACUUCGUCGGCUUUGUGCACAUUUUGCGAUUCCAAAGAUCAUUUCAUCACUAAAUGUUCACUUUUUGGAAAUUUGUCCCCUUCCCUCCGUUUUAAAGAAGCAAAAAGACUGAGGUUAUGCCUAAAUUGUUUAAAAAAAGGGCAUAUGCUCAACAGCUGUAUCUCAGGUAAUUGCCAACAGUGUUCUUUGAAACACCACACAAUGUUGCACAUCGAGAAGGUUAAGACAGAUGAACCCACAAAAUCUUCGGCGGAUCAAACAGCUCCAACUACUUCGCAAGCAGUACUGAUUUCUUCUGGCCCACCUCAUUUCACAAAGACGCCAUCCUCGAAUGUUUUGCUGGCUACUGCAAUUGUUAUGGUAAAAAAUCAAUUCGGAUUUUUUGUACCUUGUCGUAUUAUAUUAGAUUCUGCAUCGCAACUCAGCCUAAUCACAAGACGCUUCGUAAAUCAACUUUGUUUAAAAUGCAAUCGGAUUCAGGCAAGUAUCUCUGGAAUUGGCGAUGGAGGUUAUACUAUAGAUAAAUCUGUUGAUAUUGUAAUAAAAUCUUUACAUGGAGAUUAUUCAACCACGCUAACUGCGAUGGUCGUCCCUAGCAUAACGGAUUACCAACCUGAUUUUAACAGAAAUAGACCAGAAUGGAAUAUUCCCAAAAAUAUAGAGCUCGCAGAUCCCUCUUUUGACAAAUGUGGUCGUAUCGAUGGUUUAAUAGGUGCCGAGUUGUUUUUUGAUUUAAUGUCAGUUGGACAAGUCAAAUUAGCUGAUAAUCUACCGGUGCUGCAAAAAACAUUAAUAGGUUGGGUAGUUGCUGGUGGUGGUUUUCGUACCCAACAUUACAGGUCGUUGGCUGUCAGUUGUAAUACAUUCGAGCAAGAGAAUCAAUUGUGUUCCAUCAUAAAAGGUUUUUGGGAAGUUGAAAACAAUUUUGAAAUCAAUCCACUAUCAAUUGAAGACAUUCAUUGCGAAAAUCACUUUUUGGAAAACACAGUCCGUCUUAAUACUGGCGAGUUUUCUGUGCGGUUACCUCAGAUCGAAGGGCGUGGUGCGGAUUCACUUGGCGAGUCGUAUAGCCGAGCUCUACAUCGAUUUAAGACUCUGGAAAGGAAACUCAAAAAGCUCCCGGAUAUUAAAGCACAAUAUGCAGAAUUUAUGAGUGAGUACAUUGCAUUAAAUCACAUGUCGUUAAUUUCUCCACAGAGCGAACCAAAGAAAUAUUUUCUCCCACAUCACUGUGUGCAUAAAAUAGACAGCACAUCUACAAAAUUAAGGGUCGUUUUUGACGGCUCUGCAAAAACAACAAGUGGUUUGUCGCUCAACGAUAUUUUGUACGCUGGUCCAACUAUUCAGCCCAAACUAUUUAACACCCUAUUGCGGUAUCGGUUUUUUAAGGUUGCCCUAAGUGGAGACAUUUGUAAAAUGUACAGGUGUGUUCGAUUGUCUUACCCAGAUGACUAUUUACAAUGUAUACUGUGGAGAGCAGAUGAAAGUGAGGAGAUAAAGACAUACAAAUUAAACACUGUUACCUACGGUACAAAGCCCGCUGCAUUUUUGGCAAUCCGCACCAUGCACCAACUCGCAACUGAAGAAGAAGGUAAAUUUCCAUUGGCUGCUAAAAUAGUAAGACGUGACUUUUAUGUAGAUGACAUGAUUUCUGGUGGUGACACUGUCGAAGAGGCUAUGGAGAUAAGGCAACAGGUAGCAGCUUUACUACAAACUGGCAAUUUUUUCAUAAGGAAAUGGUGUUCAAAUGUUCCUGCAGUCUUGAAUGAAGUACCUCCAGAUCAAUGUGAACAAUUUUUAAAAUUUAAAGACGGAACAGAUGUUACCAAAACACUUGGACUUGUUUGGGAUCCAAAGAGUGAUAACUUCAUCUUUUCGUUUACACCUGUUGAUAAUUGUAAAGUUAUAAAUAAACGAUCCAUUUUAUCAUCAAUUGCUCGUCUAUAUGACCCUCUCGGUUUAAUUGGUCCAGUCAUCACAAAGGCCAAAAUCUUCAUGCAGCAUUUAUGGAAGCUUCAACUACAGUGGGAUGAAAGUCUCCCACAAUCGUUACAUUUGUCAUGGCUCGAAUAUAUUUCGAAAUUUGAUUCUAUCCAUUAUUUCACAUUUCCUCGCUAUGUUUCAACGCCAAAUUCAAAAAUAGAAAUUCAUGCAUUUUGUGAUGCCAGCCUAGCUGCUUAUGGUGUUUGCGUAUACAUUCGUACUGAACUCGAUGGUGUCGUAAAGUUAUCAUUGCUGUGCUCUAAGUCGAGAGUUUCACCCCUCAAAAGUUUAACGGUACCAAAACUUGAGCUUUCUGCAGCGUGUCUUCUAGCUGAACUCGUGGAUGUAAUUAUCAAUACCUUACCGUUCGAUUGUGUUGUACACUGUUGGUCAGAUUCCAUGGUAGUGCUGUCGUGGCUUCGAGAGCAGCCAUCAAAUUUCAACGUUUUCGUUUCAAAUAGAGUUUCUCGUAUACAAACACUCACUAGUCAAAUGUCGUGGCAUUAUGUUCCUACAAAGUUAAAUCCAGCUGACAUCUUAUCAAGAGGUGCAUCGCCUGAAGAACUGUUAAAUUCUACCCUAUGGAGUUGUGGACCAAAUUUUUUGCGUCAUGAAUCAUCAAUGUGGCCAGAUAGUGUCGAGUUUUUAGCUGAACUACCUGAACGACGUCGUAACAUAUUGGUAGCGGUUUCGCUGUCGGAUUUGUCGAUACAAUCGUCUCAUUUGGAGGUCGUCCAAGAUUUAUCGACGUCAUCGUUUUUAUCUGCCUUGCGUCGUUUUGUUGCGAUUAGGGGCAAACCCAAGGUAAUUUGGUCGGAUAACGCAACAAAUUUCGUGGGAGCCAAAAAUGAGCUGGCUGAGUUAAAACAGCUAUUUUUCAGCCAAUCACAUCAGAAAGCGCUCCAGCAGCAAUGCCUUGAAGAUGGAAUAGAAUGGUCAUUUAUCCCUCCUAGGUCGCCCCACUUUGGUGGAUUGUGGGAGGCGGCUGUUAAGUCUGCAAAAUUACACUUCUAUCGCACAGUUGGCCUCAAUAAAUUGACGUUUGAUGAGUUGCGCACCUUAAUAUGUGAAAUAUCUGCAAUUUUAAAUUCUCGCCCGCUAUGCCCCAUUUCGGAAGAUCCCAAUGAUCUUGAGGUUCUGACACCGGGGCACUUUCUAAUUGGUGGCCCUCUAAUUUCCAUAGUUGAACCCAGUAUAACCGAUUUAGACAUAAGCCGUUUGAGUAGAUGGCAAAGAGUUUGUCAAAUGAAGCAGAUUUUUUGGCAAAGGUGGAGCAACUCCUAUCUAACUUUACUACAAGAGCGCACAAAGUGGCGUGAACAAACUGAAAAUAUCGUUAUUGGAUCAAUGGUCUUAUUGAAAGAUGAAAAUCAACAGCCCUUAAAAUGGCAAAUAGGUCGUAUUACUGACGUCAUACGCGGUGAUGAUAAUGUAGUUCGUGUAGUGAUGGUUCAAACUAGCAACGGAUUAAUGAAGCGUGCUGUAUCAAAG